GACAAUUCUCUAAAGAACAAAAUCUACCUGGCAAGUAGAAACACACAUGGUGUUACCGCAAACCAAAUAUUAUAGUGUUUCCAUUUAGCUGUUGGUCAUAGCAAGUACACGCAAACAAAUUUACUAUGGUUGAUUGCAUGGACGGCAUAGAUUGUCAAAAUUACAGUCAUUGCCCUAAUGAAUCUAAUGUUGUCAAAGCUGGGCCUAUCGUCCGCGAUGUGAUCUUUCUGAUCAUCGGGAUUAUAGGUAACUUUUGCCUCCUUACGAUCAUCUUCAAAAAAAUGCACUCAGUUCCAAACUAUCUCAUCGCCAACCUAACCGUUGUGGACACGGGUUUUUUACUUUUGUAUAUACCCGGCGAGAUCGUACGCAGCUUGGGCGAAAAUCGCAAGGACUUUGCCUUUAUCCGGAGUGAUCUCGCCUGCAAAGUUUUUGAAUAUUUCAAGUUAGUGUUUAUGGGCGUUUCCAUUCUUACGCUGACAGCAUUGAGCGUUGAUCGUUAUUUAGCAGUAUCGAAGCCUUUAGCAUUUAGGAGUGUGCGAAGCGGACGGCAGAGGUUAUGCGCUGUGAUAUCAGGUAUAGCUAUAAUCUGGAUGGGUGCAUUUGCUGUCUCUUCCCCUAAUUUGAUCAUGGCUAAACACAGUAGUAGCACAUAUGAUUGCUCUGUGAGUAUAAUUCAUGAAAACUUCGCGCCGUAUGUAUACAGCUCAGCAGCGUUGUACCUAGUGGCACCAACGUGUAUCAUAGUAUUCAGCUACUGCUGUAUGGCAAAAAGUCUGCUUAAAAGGAACGAUCUUUUAGCGAGCGGAGCGGGGAAUUCGAGAGUGUCCUCGCGGCAGCGUCACCAGCGAGUGCGUCUAGCCGUUGCUGUUAUCAUAAUCGUUAUUGUGUUUGUGGCAACGUGGAGCACGUAUUACAUAACUGAACUCCUACGCCACUAUCAUCUCCAUGUUUAUUGGGAAUGCUGUUGUCCUAAGUUGCACACUUGGUUCGAGGUGUUACACAAUAUGGCAACAAUAUUAUUACGGAUUAAUCCGGUAAUUAAUCCAAUUAUUUUGUUCACAGUCAGCUCGUCGCAUAGAUACUACGCCAGACAAAUAUUCUGUUGUUGUCUUCCAGACAAAUCGAAAAAACACAAGUAUGGUAAAAGCAUUUCCAUGACUACUAAUAUCACGGGCGAAAGCCGGUUUCACAAAAAUAGCGAAACCCAAAAGACAAGGCGAGAAAUGCAAGUUUCGCAUUGCCUAUAGAGACUCUUUUAAACACUUUAAAAAAUCACGGUUUUCUACUUCGAGUUGGCUGCAGUGAAUAAGACAAUAUUCGACUGAUUUUAUUAAAACUGAGUUUAUUCGAUGUACACCAAGUGAUUUUGAGGUAUGGCACAACGGACACAAUACCAACGGACACAAUACCAUGACACUGUUAGUGUUGUUGGUGUAUACACCCAAAUUCCAACAGUGUAUUCUUAGAGUGACCACAUCCAAAUGCUUAUAGUCCCCUUGCACAACGCGGAAUUCCCCUCAGAACAAUGCGCGUCUACCAUUUCCUUCAAUUUGAGAGUCAGUUCCUUUGCAGUCUCGCUAGACCAUGAGCCAUUUUGAUGUUGGAUGCAAUACUGUGACACUAUAAUCAAACCAAACAAUGCACUCCUCUGGUUUCCAUCAUACUUCAAAAGGCUAAUGGCAGUGCGCGCAAUGCGCGUCUCUCGAGCAAUGCAUCCUUGAAACAAAAAAGAAAAUGGCGCGACGAGAUCGUACACCACUGGAGACGAGGUUGAUUCCUUUGUGAAUGUUUGUGCACGAUUUUUACUCCCAAAAUGGCGAGCGGGAUAUGUGCGCUGUGCGUCGUGCAAGGGGUCACUUCCAAUGGUCUGCUAAAGUGGACCAUUUAUGUAUUGCAUGGUCUAGAGAUUCAUAUUAUUGUAUACCAAUUUAAAGGCACUGGGACUGGACACCUUUGGUAAUUGUCAAAGACCAUGUAUAAUCACUUGGUGUAUCCCAAA
This is a messenger RNA of Asterias rubens (European starfish), 2002 nucleotides long. Its product is annotated as gastrin-releasing peptide receptor-like. Gene Ontology annotation, molecular function: G protein-coupled receptor activity. Gene Ontology annotation, biological process: G protein-coupled receptor signaling pathway. Gene Ontology annotation, cellular component: membrane. NCBI's taxonomy places the organism in Eukaryota, Metazoa, Echinodermata, Asteroidea, Forcipulatida, Asteriidae. Bases 126 to 1250 code for a protein of 374 amino acids. The transcript has a single exon. The record is from RefSeq and is a predicted model, not a curated record.